AUGCCACCUCAAAUGAACUCUAAUAUCCUCUAUCUUGGACAAAUACCGUUUGAUUGGGAUCAAGAGACAGUGGGUUCCGUUGUAUAUGGAUCUGGAGACAUUGUAGAUAUAAGAUUAGGUUUUGAUCAUGUUGGGAAAAAUAAAGGUUUCUGUUUUGUUGAGUAUAAAACCGUUCAAGAUGCUGCAAUGGCAAUGCCACUUCUACAACAAAUACUCAUUUUUACCAAUAAUCGUACUAAGAAAUUGAGAAUAGAAUCGUCGAAAGAAGGGUUUAAAGCCAAUCGUAUUCCACCAGAAUCAAGACCCAUUUUACAAUUGAAUCGUUCCAAAUUACCACCAAAUGUGAAGUUACCAGACCAAAUGUUGAUCAAUGGCACUAAUAAUUCCUCUUCCCAAGUACCUUCCCAGUCUAUGAGAGGAGGCAACAUGUCACAAUACCCACCUCCACCGCCACCUCAACAACAGCAAAAUCAGUUUCAACAACCGUAUCAAAAUUAUGGAUCAUAUCAGCAAACACCACCACCACCUCCACCUUCACUGAUGUUAAUGCCAAAACAACCUGUAUCACUUUCAAUGGGACCAAAUCAACAAAUGCCACAAAAGUUGGUGAAUGCAGCACAGUCUUUGCCAUUCAAUCCCGAAUUCCGUCUAGAAACUCCAGAUAACAUCAAUGUGACCUUAAGUAAAAUAUACCCACCAGAACUAAUUCAAAUGAUAGCUAAUAUGAAGAACGUUGCUCAAACAGACCCUAUGAGAGUUCAAGAUUUUUUUCAUCAGAACCCACAAUUUACUUUGCCAGUUGCACAAGCAUUAUUUUUGAUGGGACUUAUUGAUAAUGACGUUAUUGCUGAAUCUCAGAAAUCAUCUUCAUCCACACCACAGCCACAAUAUACACAGACAUACUACCAAAAUCAAGGAUAUCAACAAAAUGCUAACACUAAUCCAUAUGGCAACAAUGGUCAACAAUUUCAUCAGCAACAACAGGCUCCACCACCACCUCCUCCUAUGGUCCAGAAUCAGACUUCACCGCUCACGCAAAAUCCACGUUGGCAUACACUUUCACCAGACAUGCAGAGAACUAUCUUAAGCUUCCCACCGGAGCAGGGUCAGUUAGCGCUUACAAUCAUGACUAUCACUCCGGAGGAAGAACUGGAAUUAGCGCCUGCUGUUCGUCAACAAUAUCAAAAUCUUAGACGACAAUUAAAUGUCUAA
Candida tropicalis MYA-3404 is the source of this 1212-nucleotide messenger RNA. RefSeq names its product cleavage polyadenylation factor subunit. NCBI's taxonomy places the organism in Eukaryota, Fungi, Ascomycota, Pichiomycetes, Serinales, Debaryomycetaceae. The transcript has a single exon. Gene Ontology annotation, cellular component: mRNA cleavage and polyadenylation specificity factor complex. Gene Ontology annotation, molecular function: mRNA binding. The coding region runs from base 1 to 1212 and encodes 403 amino acids. The record is from RefSeq and is a predicted model, not a curated record.